AAUUUCAUAAAAUUUAAACUCUUGCAAUUGCUAUAUUUCCAGAUAUAUGUGCGAGGGUGUGCAGCACUAUAACGAGUAUCAACAUUGAUUUAUGUUGUACUUGAAAUAACAGAAGCAGUCUCACUUUAGUGCAUGAACUUUACACACGCUGCCUUGCAGUCUAUCAAGGUCAGACUUAGUCUUCUAGGUGAUACUGAACAGUGAAAAUGGCUGAAAAAGAGCUUGUGCUGACCACACUUUCAUCCAUUCUUCACGUGAGGCCAGAAGCCAUAGAUACGAGUAAAGGUUUACCAGAGAUAGGCCUUAAUUCACUCCAUGUAGCGCAAUUCAUUAUAGCAAUGAAGAAAAAUCACUACGUUAUAUCACUUGGAGACAUUAUCACAGAAAGGCUGACUAUUAAUGACAUUGUGUCCCUUUUGGAAAGGAAUGCUAUGAAAGAUAACCCAUACCCUAAAGGGAAUGUUACAUCUGAAACAGAAAACACAUUCAAGCAAUUUUCAAGAAUUUUUGCAGAAUCUAAUAAUUUCAUUGUAGUCUCAUUGAAUGAUUGUCCAGAUAGGGAUCAUGGCAAGCAGUUGACCUUAACUGCCUUCACAGAAACCCAUCCAUGGAUAAGUCCAUUAUAUAACCAUGAUGAAAUUACAAAGCUAUUAAACAAUUGCUGGACUAGUGGUAUACUAGAGAAAAAUAUCUCUGUAGCAGCAGUUGACAAAACCACACAGAAAAUGGUUGCAUGUUGCAUCAAUGCAAAUUUUGCUACAUUUCAACAGGAUCUUGGUUUAACAGAAGAACAAAGUUUCUCUGAUGGUUUUCUUUUGCUUCAAGAUUUAAUAGAGAUGAAAGGAAAACUGGAACCGGCAACAUUAGGACGGUAUGGAGGGAAUUGGAUGUAUCAAUAUUCAUUUGCAGUUGAUCCUAAUCUUAGUGUUGGGGAGAAGCUGGAAGUCUCUAAGGUUCUGUUGGAGGGGAUACCUGUAUUAGCCAAAGAGAAGGGAUUUGUUGGGGUAGCAGCCAAAAAUGCCAACCCUAUCACUUGUUUACUAGAUGAGGAAGACCCAAAUGUUGAAUGUGUUGAUUCUAUUCAAGUGAACCAAUACACACGUCCAGAUGGAACACAACCUUUUAAACAUCUACCAGACAUUGAGCGCGUCACAAGUACAGUAUACAAAUUCUAAUGUGUCACUACCAGUAACACAGUAGAAGUAUAGACUUUGACUGAGCAACUAGAACUGUAUAUUAUGAACAACUAAAUUUUUUUCAACAUGUGACAGACUAUAUACAAGGUGUCAAAAGUGCAAUAUAUAAACUAUGUUCGAAUGUUUUAAACAACUUUGUUUUGCAUCAGAACUGUUUUUACACAAUUCUAACUUUAGCCAUUGCAUAAAGCAAUUGCAUAGUCCCUAGAAAUCAACACAUUAAGCCAGGAAUAGUCUUUGAAUGUGCUGCAAUAUAAUAUAAACUUAAAUUGUAAUAUAUUAUAAAAUAUUUUGCAGUUUAUUUCAAUGGAGUCAUUUCUUAUUUACCAAGGAGGAUACUUCUAGCCUCUGAGUGGCUCAAUUUGAAAUAAAGAGACAUUUGCUAUCCCCUACAAGACUGAAGACUACACAACUCAUGAAAUUUUUAUUGUUUUUUAUUUUUGUUUGGUAAACUCUUCAAAUGUCUAUUUGUACAAAUACAAAAGCAUUAAUUUUAAUUUGUUUAUUUAAAAACAUGUAUAUGUACAAAAGUACACAUACCAAUCCAGUCAGGUAACAUGCAAUUAUUAAACAAUAAAUCUAUAC
Messenger RNA from Owenia fusiformis, 1781 nucleotides. The record is from the annotation of a GenBank genome assembly. NCBI's taxonomy places the organism in Eukaryota, Metazoa, Annelida, Polychaeta, Sabellida, Oweniidae.